This is a messenger RNA of Rhipicephalus sanguineus (brown dog tick), 1627 nucleotides long. RefSeq lists its product as uncharacterized. The record is from RefSeq and is a predicted model, not a curated record. Gene Ontology annotation, molecular function: nucleic acid binding. NCBI's taxonomy places the organism in Eukaryota, Metazoa, Arthropoda, Arachnida, Ixodida, Ixodidae.
GUUAUGAUCGGCUUAGCACGGCACCUCGAAAAAAUUGAAGGACUCAGACAUGCCAUCUACGCAGACGAUGUGACAAUCUGGGUAACAAGGGGAUCCUUAGGACAAAAACAAGACCUUCUGCAACGCGCCGCAGAUACGGUCCACGACUACAUCCGACAAUGCGGACUUGACUGCUCCCCGGAGAAAUCCGAGGUUCUCAGAGUCUACAGAAGAGGAUACAAUCUGCAAAACUCCAUAGACAUCUACAUAGGGGGGAAGAAGAUUCCGGAAGUAUCCCAAAUUAAGAUCCUAGGCAUGUGGAUACAAAGUAACUGCCGUAUAGACCACACCAUCAGACAGCUCUCAAACACCACAGCGCAGAUUACGAGGAUGAUCGCCAGAAUCUCGAACAGAAGACGAGGUAUGAAGGAGGAGGACACGUGUAGGCUUGUACAGGCUCUCGUGGUCAGUAGGAUUGUAUACAGUGCACCCUACCAAACACCGCUCCAACAGGAAAAGGAACAAUUAGAGGCAAUCCUUAGGAAAGCCUACAAAUGCGCCCUCGGACUACCAGUCAACACCUCGACGGAAAAAUUCCUUAAACUGGGCAUAAACAACACAGUUCAAGAACACAUCGAGGCGCACCUGCUUGCGCAGAAAAUGAGACUCAUGCUGACUCCAACGGGCAGGUACACGCUGCAGAUACUGGGCAUGAGGGAUGCUUGCCGAGAAAUUAACAAUACAGAGAGUAUACCGAAGGACAUUCGCCAGAUCAUUGAGGUCAGCCCAUUACCUAGAAACAUGCAUCCGAAAAUACAUAAGGCCAGAAGAAAGGCAAGAUCAGAAGCACACGAAAGAAAUUUCACAGGGAGAACAGAUGUACUGUACGUUGACGCAACCACAUACAGAGAACACUCCGGGGCGGUAGUGAGCGUUGUUGAUCACCAGCUUAGGGAAGUCAAUAGCGCUUCGAUCAAAGCAAUAAUCCUCGAGGCUGAGGAAGUAGCGAUCGCUCUCGCCAUCACGCACCAGGGCAAAGAAUCCACUGCGGAAAUAGUUACGGACUCGCAAGAAGCGUGCAGACGAUACAGCAGCGGGCGCGUAUCCACUGCUGCCAUCCGCAUACUCAAGGCGAGAAAAAUCACCUUCUCGUGCUGCUCCAUUACGUGGACACCAGGCCAUGAAACUGUGACUGGGAACCAGCGUGCUGACGCCAACGCCCGAGCAUACGCCAACCGGGGGGCGCACAACGACGGGGAACCAAACACAGUCACUAGACGCUAUGGGGCAAUUCUAGAACAUCAAAGAGCCCUGAGGAGGAUUUACCCUCCUCCCCACAAAGACCUCAGUAAAGAGCAGUCGGUUGCCUGGAGACAGCUGCAGACUAAUACAUACCCAAAUCUCAGCCUACUUAACAAAAUCUAUCCGACUACAUACGACAACAAAUGCCCGCUAUGCGGGGAACAUGCAACACUUUAUCAUGUUACAUGGGCCUGCCAACACUCAAAGGAUGUGCCAAUAAACAACACACCAACACCGGAGCAGUGGGAGGCUGCGCUGUCCUGCUCGAAGCCUGAAGAACAGCUCAAGCUGAUCGACAGAGCGCGCAAGAUGGCAAAGGCCACAGGGGCCCUGGACUGAGGGCUCC